Messenger RNA from Sphaeroforma arctica JP610, 182 nucleotides. RefSeq lists its product as hypothetical. NCBI's taxonomy places the organism in Eukaryota, Ichthyosporea, Ichthyophonida. Gene Ontology annotation, molecular function: calcium ion binding. The record is from RefSeq and is a predicted model, not a curated record. The transcript has a single exon. The annotation marks the transcript as partial.
AUGCAGCAACAACAACAACAGCCGCCACCACUACAAGGACAGCAGUCAGACCCCUUGAUGGGAUGGUUUCAGCACGUUGACACGGACCGAAGUGGUCACAUCGACCAGGACGAGUUGCAGAAGGCACUUACAGAGUCCGGUAUUACAGGCAGCUGGCAUCCAUUCUCCGUAGAGACUUGCAG